Ctenopharyngodon idella (grass carp) is the source of this 3150-nucleotide messenger RNA. Its product is annotated as prolyl 4-hydroxylase subunit alpha-1-like. Lineage: Eukaryota; Metazoa; Chordata; Actinopteri; Cypriniformes; Xenocyprididae. The transcript has 13 exons. Gene Ontology annotation, molecular function: iron ion binding; protein binding; procollagen-proline 4-dioxygenase activity. Gene Ontology annotation, biological process: peptidyl-proline hydroxylation to 4-hydroxy-L-proline. Gene Ontology annotation, cellular component: endoplasmic reticulum. The record is from RefSeq and is a predicted model, not a curated record. The coding region runs from base 180 to 1664 and encodes 494 amino acids.
AGAGCUCACUCAUGUAAAGUUUCACUUUUGUUUUUGUUCUCAGGUAAUACAAAUAUUGAAAAAUGUUUUAUACAGGUGUGUCUCUGUUUGGUGUCUAUAAAGGUGUGUGUCUGUAUUUAAGCUUGAUUGCAAGAUACACAUGUACAAAAGUUGUGUUUUGAGAUACUGAAGGUCUGAUAAUGGCCGUAAAGGAACUGAGAGUAUUCAUUGUGUGUUUUUGGAUCAUCUACUCUGCUGCUGGGCAUGAAUUCUUCUCAUCAACAGAUCAAAUUGCACAGCUAUAUGGGAAGAUGAAAGAUUUUCUGAAGGUCUUCAGUCAGUGCAUUGAUGCUGAGAAUGUAGAGACAAUGAAGAGUGUUCUUCUGAAUCUUCUGCUUUCAUACUCUGACUCUGAGAACCAUGAGGAAGCCAUAAGAAACCCUGUGGCAGCUUACAGACUCCUCAGACAAAUGAGAAAUGAUUUGAUAUUUAUUGAAAAACACAUUAAGCCGAAUCUUUAUCAGUGUGAAGAGUAUCAGGAUGAGUUGGAUGCAAAACUUCUAGAGAUCCCACAGCUGGAGGACGUGGAUGGUGCAGCUUCUGGCUUGAUCAGACUGCAAGAGAUCUACAAACUCCACCCAGAAGACAUCACAAAGGAAACAUCUCUAAAUGCAGAUGAAGCCUACCAUGUGGGGUUGGUCGCUUAUGAUGAGGGAAAAUUCCAGCAUGCCUUUCUCUGGUUUCUGGACAGUCUGGACAGAUUAACAGAAUACUCAACCACUACUGAGGAAGAGUUGCUCCAUUACCUUAGUUCCUCAGCCUAUCAUUUUGGCAGCCUACCUGUGGCAAUCUACUUCGGCCAGCAGCUUCUAAAUCUGGUCAUAAACAUCUUUGCCUCAGAUCCAAGUAAUGAUGAAGUCAGAGUUCAGCUAAACUGGCUCCUUCACUUACAGAGCAACCCUGACAUAUUUACACUGAACACAGAGUCAAGUAACUAUGAGGCACUGUGCAGAGGAGAGGUUGAUGAGAGGACCUCCAAGAGGCAGAGGGCGCUGUCCUGUAGGUACAGCACAGGUGGAGGAAACCCCAGACUGAUGUACGCACCAGUGAAAGAGGAAGUGGAGUGGGACGAGCCUCGAAUCAUCAGAUAUCAUGACAUUAUAUCAGACAGAGAGAUAGAGAUCCUGAAGAAUAUCUCCAGACCUCAACUUUCUAGGUCUCAGAUCGGAAAGGGCACAGUCUCAGACUUCCGUACUUCUCAAAGUGUUUUUCUAAAAGAGGAUUACACUGUUGCUCGCAUCAAUCAGAGGAUUGCAGACAUCACAGGACUCUCCAUAGAAUCAUCUGAAUAUCUACAUGUUCAGAAUUACGGGAUUGGUGGCAGAUAUGAACCACAUUAUGAUGCAUGGGAUAAUGAGAAUGAAAGGAUUGCUACAUUCUUAAUUUAUAUGAGUGAUGUGGAAAUAGGGGGCACCACUGUGUUUCCUAAAGUUGGAGUUGCAUUGCAGCCAGAAAAGGGUUCAGCCGUGUUUUGGUACAACCUUCACAAGAGUGGUACAGUGGAUUUGAAAACAGAGCAUGCUGGAUGCCCUGUGUUAAUGGGUAAUAAAUGGGUGGCUAAUAAAUGGAUCCAUGAGUAUGGACAGGUGUUCAGGAGACCCUGUUCUUUGUCAGACAGGGAGUGAAAGACAGUGCAACCAUGUAGACAUCAUAUGAAGUGUAUCUGUACUAGGGUUGCAAAGGGGCGGAAAGUUUCCGGUAAGUUUCCGGAAACUUUCCACGGGAACUUAACCUGGGGAAUUUUGGAAAUAUUCCAAUUUGGAAACUUAACAGGAAUUUACGGGAAUUUAUGGGAAUUUACAGGAAUUUAUGAGAAUUUAUGGGAAUUAAUUGGAAAUUUUGGGAAAUUUAUAUAAAUGUGUAAUAUAUAAAAUGUAUCAUAUACAAACAUAAAUAUAAACAUUUUGUUUAGUCAUAACAUGAAAUAAGUUAUUUCUUUUUCGCAUUCAAUUAAUUCUAAUUUAGUAUAUGUAAAAUAAAUAUUUUUAUUGCAGCAAUUGUUAUGUGUUAUUUAUUUCAGUGUCACAUGAUCCUUCAGAAAUCAUUCUAAUAUGCUGAUUUGAUACUCAGUUAUUAUCAAUGUUAGAAACAGUUGUGUUGCUUAAUAUUUUUUUGGAAACUGUGAUACUUUUCAGGAUUCAUUGAUGAAUAAAAAGUUAAAAAGAACAGCAUUUUUUCAAAAUAGAAAUCUUUUCUAACAAUAUCACUUUAAUAUCACUUUUUAUCAAUUUAACACAUCCGUGCUGAAUAAAAGUAUUAAUUUCUUUCAAAAAAAAAAAAAAAAAAAAAAAAAAGGAAAAAAUUACUGACCCCAAAAUUUUGACCGGUAGUGUAUACUGUUACAAAAGAUUUUUAUUUUAAAUAAAUGCUGUUCUUUAAAUAUUUAUUCAUCAAAGAAUCCUGAAAAAAGGUAUCACAGGUUAUAAAAAUAUUAAGCAGCACAACUGUUUCCAACAUUGAUAAUUGAGCAUCAAAUCAUCAUAUUAGAAUGAUUUCUGAAGGAUCAUGUGACACUGAAGACUGGAGUAAUGAUGCUGACAAUUCAGCUUUGAUCACAGAAAUAAAUUAUAUUUUAAUAUAUAUUAAAAUAGAAAACCAUUAUUUUAAAUUGUGGUUAUAUUUCACAAUAUUACUGUUUUUUCUGUAUUUUUGAUCAAAUGUGUAUGUUAUGGACUGGGGGAAUGCACAGUGCAUGCAGGGGGUGUGGCCUCAAUAGCCCUGCAGUAAGUAGUGUGCUGUGUGAAUGUCAGGGUAAAAAUUCAACUGAAAUUGCAUUAAAUCUGGUUGUUUUAACCAAAAUUAUGCUGCAAGAUGUUUUUUUUUUUUUCAACUACAUUUAAGUACCCUGUUAUAGGCUAACCUGCAAAUUCCCUGUUUAUUCCCAUCAAUUCCCGUUAAUUCCCAUAUAUUCCCGUUAAUUCCCAUGGAAAGUUUCCAGCUUUGAAAAUUCUCGGAAUUUUGCAACCCUAAUCUGUACUAUAGAAGUACCUGUUAUAUUUAUUAUGUAUCAUGAGUUUUUAUAAUGUACAAUAGAUCAUCUGAUCCCAGGUGAAAAUAAAUUUAAAUUGUGUGUUUUUAGACACUUAAUAUAUUAAAAUUAUACUAUACUAA